This is a messenger RNA of Ilex paraguariensis (yerba mate), 1179 nucleotides long. The record is from the annotation of a GenBank genome assembly. Lineage: Eukaryota; Viridiplantae; Streptophyta; Magnoliopsida; Aquifoliales; Aquifoliaceae.
CUCCACUUCUCAUUGCCCUAAGACCACUAACCCUUUUUCACUCCUUCCUCCUCCUUCCUGAGAUUCUCAGAAGCCAUUUGAUCAUCUCCUCUUUCUUAGCUUCGAAUUUGAAGAAGAAAGAACGGUACCCAUUGGAGCAGAAAAGAGAUAUAUAUAGAUAUACACAAUUACACAUAGCGUGUGUGUGUGAGAGAGACAGAGAAAGAGAGGAUAGAGAGAGAAGCCAUGAUGCAUAGGUGUAGCAGCUCUCAUGGAAACAUGGUGGGACCAUGUUCAUGUGGCAUGUUUCAGAGUCAAAGCAAUCCCUUCUCAAUGCUGUUCUCUAUGCCAAAUCACAAGCCUUUUGAUGAAGCGGACAUGUACCCUUUCACGUCCUCUUCUUCAUCUUCUGUGGAUUGCACUCUUUCCCUAGGCACACCAUCGACUCGUCUAACCAAUGAUAUGGAAAAGGAAGUCCACCAUGAACGACGCUCUUCCUGUAUGUCUAACUUUUGUUGGGACAUGUUACAGUCCAAAAACACAUCCUCACCGCCACCAACCUACAAGACCAGCCGUGGUGGAAGCAAUGGAGGCAACAAUAACUCCGGCGCCGACCCCCUCCUUGCUCGGCGGUGCGCUAACUGCGACACCACAUCUACACCCCUUUGGAGGAACGGUCCAAGAGGCCCAAAGUCACUUUGCAAUGCUUGUGGAAUUCGAUUCAAGAAGGAAGAGAGGAGAGCCAGCGCAGCCGCUGCCGCCACCGCUGGCGGUGCUGCAUCGGCAGGAGUAAUGGAGGCCCAACACAUGGUAAACAAUUCAUGGGUUCAACACCCACAGAACCAGAAAUUUCCUUGCUACUCUCCUGCAUACGGCAACGAAUUUAGGUUCAUAGAUGACGAUGAACGUGAUUCUGAUAAUGGCAUUCCCUACCUCUCUUGGCGUCUCAACGUCGCAGACAGAUCAAGCCUCGUUCAUGACUUCACAAGAUAAAUAUGACUAUCAAGAUCAUGAAGGCUGAAGCUGUUUCUUUUUGUUCAUCUUACGUAGAUGGAGUGAAAAUGGGUUAAUUCUAUGUUGUUAGUUUCUUUUUCUUUUGUUCUUUUACUUUUCUCUUUGAUCAGUCCUUAUAUAUAUCAUCAUAUAUCACUUUUCUGUUGGUCAGUUGGUCUCCUUCAAACUAUAAACUUUUUUUUUUUU